AUUGAGAUAAAAAAAAUGAUGAAAUCGCAGUCUGCCCCUUCAAACUCGGCUAUAAAAAUUGGCCCUGAAUCUGCCGAAAAUAGUGUGGGUAAGCAGUCGAGUCUAGUUCACAGCAAAAUGUUCAAACUAAUCCUCCUAGUUUCAGCAUUUGCAGCCUUUGCUGCUUCCGCCAGCCUAAAAAUCUCACCAGAUGAGCUUCAACUGAUCUUCCAAACUCUUGAAGCAGACGUCCAGGUCCGUGUCAGCGCCGCUCAGAUUGAAAUCCGGAACACUUUGGUUCCAGUCAAGAUUCUGGUCCAGGAUGCCAAGGCCCAAUUGGACAACGAAAUUGAAGAUUCUGGAAGCUUUUACUAUAAGGAAAUUCUGGUGCUCCAACAAGAAGCCGAAUUGCAAGGCAAAGACAUCAGCAGCUGCAUUGAAAGCGCUAAUUACAGCGUAGUGGCUAUCAACCUGAACCUGACUGAAACCUAUUACACCUACAUUGAAGAUUCUGAAAGAGAAGCUGAAGACUCAGUGCAACAAGCAGUCGAUAUCACUGCAAACGCUUUAAGUACUCUGGAUGAAUUGAAGCAGCGAAUCUACGCUUGCUCGGACAACGACUGUGCUCAGCAAUUGGAUAUUGAACUUGUAGAGUUCUACGGAGCCGUGGUUAAAGUAAUCUACAAUACCAUUGAAGAUGUUAAUGUGGCGACUUUACAAGUUCUCCCCGAUAAUUUAUCCAAGGCUGUUUUUGACAAAGUCCAGUACUCAGACCAGCUCUAUGAGCUGGUGAGUGAAGUGGGACGUUGCUUGUAGAAUACUGCUUAAGAAAAAUUU
This is a messenger RNA of Dendroctonus ponderosae (mountain pine beetle), 816 nucleotides long. RefSeq lists its product as uncharacterized. The record is from RefSeq and is a predicted model, not a curated record. Bases 16 to 795 code for a protein of 259 amino acids. Lineage: Eukaryota; Metazoa; Arthropoda; Insecta; Coleoptera; Curculionidae. The transcript is spliced from 3 exons.